CUCUUUUAAUUUUUUUCUUUUGCUAAAUUCUAUCAUUAUCCCCAUUUUGCCUUUUUACAAAAUGGUUCAGCUCGAACCCUUCGCUGUGGAGCAUGUAAAUUCAAAUAUUCCCUAACCAUGCCCUCUCCGGUAAACUCAAUAAGCUGAUAAAAAUAAGUGGAUGGAUGCCCAUGAGACGACAGCCAAGUACAACAUUGCCGAAACGUGCAGUUCUUCAGUGUCCAUUCAAGAUCUGAGAGCCAUUUCCGGAGAUACAACUACCGACUUGGCUGAAGUUCUCUUCCAACGGAAACUCACAUACGGACCCAUUCCUGGCUCUGAAGAGCUACGUUCCAAUGUUGCGAACCUCUAUGCGGAUGCCCAGUCUUCAGCAUUACAUCUGGAUCAAGUGCUGAUCUCUUCUGGUGCCAUUUCUGCUAAUUUUCUCGUCUUGUAUUCGCUCGUGGGCAAGGGAGACCACGUUAUUUGUCACUAUCCUACAUAUCAACAGCUGUACUCGAUUCCUGCCAGCUCUGGCGCAGAGGUCUCUCUCUGGAAAGCAAACCCAGAAAAAGGAUGGGCGGUGGACAUUGAGGAGCUCAAGCGCCUUAUUAAGCCGAAUACAAAGCUUAUUAUUAUCAACAAUCCCCAAAACCCAACUGGUGCUGUGCUCUCUCGGUCACAGCUUGCUGAUAUUGUCGAAGUUGCUAGCAAGCAAAAUAUCACCGUCUUUGCGGAUGAGGUCUAUCGACCCCUAUUUCACUCACUUUCCCCAGCCGGCUCGGAAAUCCCGCCCUCGAUUCUUUCCAUGGGCUACCCUAACACAGUCGCCACCGGAUCUCUCUCGAAAGCUUACUCACUUGCCGGUGUCCGGGUCGGCUGGAUUGCUUCCCGUAAUCCCGACAUCAUAAAAGCCUGCGCAACGGCGAGGGGUUACACGACUAUUUCUGUCAGUCAACUUGAUGACAGAAUUGCGACUUGGACUUUGAGCAAGCCAGUCGUAGAGAAACUAUUGGAACGAAACCUUCGCCUUGCACGAACAAAUCUUGCCAUUCUCGAAGAAUUCAUGAACAGACACACAGACUGCUGCGAGUGGGUCAAACCUGUUGCCGGCACUACCGGGUUUGUUCGGUUCCAUAAGAACGGAAAGCCCGUCAAUGGUGUCCAAUUCUGCGAGACACUGCAAGAUCGCAAGGGUGUCAUGCUUUGCCCAGGAGCCCACUGCUUUGGUGAGGAAUUUCAGGGAUAUGUUCGAAUCGGAUAUGUGAGUGAGACGGAGGUAUUACAAGAGGGAUUGAAGGAGCUGGAUGCUUUUCUCAAAGACGACUUUCAAACUUUGUUCUAAUUUAGAAAGUCGAUGCCGCUCAAGCAUAUUUUGAAAUAUUGGUUUGUAUUCAUGCAUUAUUUAUAUAGAUAGAUCCUGUCAAACUGUGACAUUAUCUCGAGAG
Xylona heveae TC161 is the source of this 1427-nucleotide messenger RNA. RefSeq names its product aminotransferase function. The transcript is spliced from 3 exons. The coding region runs from base 161 to 1324 and encodes 387 amino acids. Gene Ontology annotation, biological process: biosynthetic process. NCBI's taxonomy places the organism in Eukaryota, Fungi, Ascomycota, Xylonomycetes, Xylonales, Xylonaceae. The record is from RefSeq and is a predicted model, not a curated record. Gene Ontology annotation, molecular function: pyridoxal phosphate binding.